AUGUUGAGACUGAUUCCGACCUGCAAAGGUGGGCGCUUUGCAGGAGUUUUGCAGUCUGCCGGAGCACUUCUUAGAGAAUACUCAGCACCUGCAAAUGCUUUGCAAGAUUCUUGGAAAGAUGGGAAUGAAAUCAAGAGUGAUGAUGUUCACAUGCUUUUCAGAUAUUGCACUAAUUUGCAGUCAGCCAAAUGCCUCCACGCACGUCUCGUCAUCUCCAACGCAAUCCAAAACGUCUGCAUCUCAGCUAAACUUGUUAACCUCUACUGUUACCUUGGGAAUGUCGCGUUUGCUAGGUUCGCUUUCGAUCAUAUCCAGAACAGAGAUGUCUACGCCUGGAAUUCGAUGAUUUCUGGCUAUGGCCGCUUGGGAAACUCCUCAGAAGUUAUCAAGUGUUUUAGUCUCUUCAUGUCCACUUCAGGACUCCAACCUGAUUACCGCACUUUCCCAUCAGUCUUGAAAGCUUGUAGGAACAUGCUCGAUGGGAUGAAGAUUCAUUGCUUGGCUUUGAAGUUUGGAUUUGUUUGGGACGUCUUCGUCGCUGCGUCGUUAGUUCAUUUGUAUUGCCGGUAUGGAGUGGUGGAGAAUGCACGCAGGCUCUUUAACGAGAUGCCUGUUAAAGACAUGGGGUCUUGGAAUGCAAUGCUUUCUGGUUAUUGUCAAAGCGGAAAUGCUAAAGAGGCUUUGACUCUAUCUAAUGAGCUGAGUGGUAUGGAUUCAGUUACUAUUGUAAGUCUCCUUUCUGCUUGCACAGAGGCUGGUGAUUUCAAGAGAGGAGUUAUGAUUCAUUUAUACUCUAUUAAACAUGGUUUGGACUCUGAGUUGUUUGUGUCCAACAAGCUGAUUGAUAUGUAUGCUGAAUGUGGUGACCUCAGAGGUUGUCAGGAGGUUUUUGAGAGGAUGGUUGUGAAGGAUUUGAUUUCUUGGAACUCGAUGAUUAAGGCUUAUGAGCUGAAUGAUCAGCCGGUUAGAGCGCUUUCGUUGUUUCAGGAGAUGAAGUUAAGCAGGAUUCAACCGGAUUGUCUUACUUUGAUUAGUUUGGCUUCUGUACUUGCACAGAUAGGGGAUGUUCGUGGUGGUAGGGCUGUGCAGGGCUUCACUUUGAGGAAAGGAUGGUUCUUGGAAGAUAUUACCAUCGGGAACGCGGUUGUUGAUAUGUAUGCAAAGCUUGGCCUUGUUGAUUCAGCACGAGCAGUGUUUAACUGGCUACCGCAUAAAGAUGUGAUUUCUUGGAAUACAGUAAUAUCUGGUUAUGCUCAAAACGGUUUCGCUAGUGAAGCGAUUGAGAUGUAUAACAUUAUGGAGGAGGAAGAAGGUGGAGAGAUAAACGCUAACCAAGGGACUUGGGUGAGCGUUUUGCCUGCUUGCUCUCAGGCUGGAGCGUUGCGUCAAGGUAUGAAGAUCCAUGGCCGUCUGUUGAAGAAUGGUCUUUAUUUGGAUGUUUUUAUAGGAACAAGCCUUGCUGAUAUGUAUGGGAAAUGUGGGAGACUAGACGAUGCGCUCUCUUUGUUUUAUCAAAUCCCUAGAGUCAGCUCUGUUCCAUGGAACACACUAAUAGCUUGUCACGGGUUUCACGGGCAUGGAGAGAGAGCAAUGAAGCUGUUUAGAGAAAUGCUUGAUGAUGGAGUGAAGCCGGAUCACAUCACAUUUGUGACUUUGUUAUCAGCUUGUAGCCAUUCUGGUCUAGUAGAGGAAGGUCAGUGGUGCUUUGAGAUGAUGCAAACGGAUUACGGGAUCACACCGAGCUUGAAGCAUUACGGUUGUAUGGUGGAUUUGUUUGGUCGUGCCGGUCAGUUACAAACCGCGUAUGAGUUUAUCAAAAGCAUGCCGGUUAAGCCUGAUGCAUCUAUUUGGGGAGCUCUUCUCAGCGCUUGUAGAGUCCACGGAAACGUCGAUUUGGGGAAGGUCGCGUCUGAAAAUCUGUUCGAGGUUGAGCCAGAGCAUGUUGGUUAUCACGUUCUGCUGUCGAACAUGUAUGCUAGUGCUGGAAAAUGGGAAGGAGUCGAUGAGAUACGGUCCGUUGCUAGAGGGAAAGGUUUGAGGAAGACACCAGGUUGGAGCUCAAUGGAAGUGGACAACAAAGUGGAAGUCUUUUACACUGGGAACCAAACGCAUCCGAUGUAUGAAGAGAUGUGCAGAGAGUUAACGACGCUGCUUGCGAAAAUGAAGAUGAUUGGUUACGUGGCAGACCAUAGGUUUGUGCUGCAGGACGUUGAAGACGAUGAGAAGGAGCAGAUAUUGAUGAGUCAUAGUGAAAGAUUAGCUAUUGCGUAUGGACUUGUUGCCACGCCUCCGAAGACGACGAUUCGGAUUUUCAAGAACUUGAGGGUGUGUGGUGAUUGCCAUAACGUGACAAAGUUCAUAUCGAGGAUUACGGAGAGAGAGAUCAUUGUGAGGGAUUCGAACCGGUUUCAUCAUUUCAAGGAUGGAGUCUGCUCUUGUGGUGAUUACUGGUGA
Messenger RNA from Microthlaspi erraticum, 2454 nucleotides. NCBI's taxonomy places the organism in Eukaryota, Viridiplantae, Streptophyta, Magnoliopsida, Brassicales, Brassicaceae. The record is from the annotation of a GenBank genome assembly.